CGAUAGCUACAAAUUUAGUUAAACGUGUUUUUGAAAUUCAAAAUCACAAUAUGGCAGAAAAUUCUAAUACUUCCUCUAUUAAUCUAAUUGAUAUGUCUAUGCAAAAAUCUAGUGGUAAACCAAAGUCAAUUGUGUGGGGAAC
Molecule: messenger RNA, 142 nt
Organism: Scutellospora calospora
Lineage: Eukaryota; Fungi; Glomeromycota; Glomeromycetes; Diversisporales; Gigasporaceae
Source: the annotation of a GenBank genome assembly